Harpegnathos saltator (Jerdon's jumping ant) is the source of this 2081-nucleotide messenger RNA. Its product is annotated as hybrid signal transduction histidine kinase A. The record is from RefSeq and is a predicted model, not a curated record. Lineage: Eukaryota; Metazoa; Arthropoda; Insecta; Hymenoptera; Formicidae. The transcript has 2 exons. The coding region runs from base 168 to 1685 and encodes 505 amino acids.
CUGGGCAUACGACGGAACAGAACACGGACCCGAGUACCGAGACAUCGGAUUCCUCGCGGGAAGCCGGGCCCAGCGGCGUACAAGCACAACAUCGCGGCGUGAGUCACAACUGUCAGGGACCGCGUUGCGUUUGUCGGAUAUACGAGAACGGUGAGCUGGCCGCGGUAAUGAUGAACCAAGGCCGGAAUAAUCAGGAGCGAGAGAAUGUCGGCGCCUACCAGAACGUGGCUCAUGGCUCACGUCGCUUUCAAAACCGUCCCUCCAAUAACACGUCACAGCAGCAGCAGCAGCAGCAGCAGCAGCAACAGCAACAGCAGCAGCAGCAGCAGCAGCAACCACAGCAGCAGCCGCAGCCACAACAGCAGCAACAACUACAGCAGCUGCCGCCGCCGCAGCAGCAGCAGCAGCAGCAGCAGCAGCAGCAGCAGCAGCAGCAGGAGCCGGAGGAGAACAUUUACGAGCGUCUGGACAACGACGACGACGACGAAGAUCACGCGAACGCGCACGACGCACCGCGAAACGAGUCCUUGGCGCAAAACAAUCCGGGUAACAUGGAUCAUAUGUACGAGAGGAUCGACGAACGGAUAUCGUGCAGCGGUAGGGCGCAUUAUCGCGGUUACAAAUAUCACGAAUUGAAUCACGUAUCCGCCGCUCAUAGCUUCUUCAACGACGUAGAGGGUGCCAGAAACCAAGCGAGCCAAUAUGACCAACUGAGACACAUUUAUCUGGAUUAUUCUCGACUGAGUAGUAGUAACCUCUGCCAAAGCUCUCUCAGCAGAUUAGGUCGCAACUGCUUCUCAACGGAGAACAUCGCGUACGCUUCUACGAGACGCUCCGUUCACCCGUUUGUGUACAACAAUUGUACAUGUUCAUAUUGCAGGCACGUAGACGCGAGAUACCUCUGCCACCAUUGUCACAAUUUGCACAACAGAUUGCGAUACCAAGACGUCGCUGCUACUUCCAGGCAUUACGUGUACCAACUCUCGAGAAACUGCAGAUGCCCGUUCUGUCGCGGCGAGUAUCCCUACACGAAGUUUCCUAACAAUGCUCCACGCGCCGCCGAGCUGUUUAGAAUGGAGUGCUGUCACUGUAGAAAUCCCGCCAAUUGCAAUUGCCGUAGUAAGAUCCUGUCCGACGUGAACUCUGCGAUUUACAUCGGGAGAUAUCUGGAUUGGGUCAGUCGGACCGGCCAAUCUGUCAACAAUCCUCUAUAUGCUACGAUUCACGUCGGCAGGAUAGACCGCGCUUCCAUGCACGGGAAUGGAAACGCGUCCAACUGCGCAAAUACAUCAAGUGUGGCCGAUUCCGGGCCUUCAACUUCGAACAACGCGGCCUCUAGAUUCAACGACUCCAAUUCGUCGUCGAUCUUACGUUCGGUAUUCGCACCGGGCACUUCCGCGUCCAAUGCUUCUAUCUGUCCUGUGAACCGCUACGUGGAGCGUCAACACACCUGCGACGACUCUUGCAUUCGUAGUCAAAGCGGCAGCUUGGCCGGGAUAUGCCAGUUUCUCGGCAGAUGCGAGAGAACAGAAUGCAACCACGGCAGACUGUCCGUGCACUGGUGGUUCGUAAACAAGUGGCUUCCAUUAUGGAACUCGCAUCAUCUCGACAGAAACGUGGACGGCGCGCAGUGCGCGGACGAGGCAUCGCGGGAACAACGAGAAAGCGACAGUGACGAUUCUUAAAAAUCGAGGGAACUUAGUAACUUAUCGUCCGAGUACCUGCAAGCGUAUCUUCCUUCCUGCGUUCGCUCCCGCCGUUUGCGACGCGAUUAUGUUUCGUAUCGUUUCAGCUCGCAUUGCGCGAAUCUCUCUCUCUCUCUCUCUCUCUCUCUGGAGAUAUUUUAACGAUGUAACAAUAACUUUACGUAUGCGCCGUGACAAUAAACUUAGAUAUCGCGUUCUCGGAAUAUUUUCCGGGAUUUCGAUAACGAGUGAUGAGUGUCUUCAGCUCGGGAAACGGUACAAUUAUCCAGAUAAUACUUCCAGACUUAUUUUAGCCUGUAUGAGCGUAUUUCUCUCGAAUUCUUUACAUCUGUACGUUCCAUAACUUACUCUGAUAAACACUCGAAUCCGUAGAGU